Messenger RNA from Dromaius novaehollandiae (emu), 5058 nucleotides. It is a transcript of the gene R3HCC1, whose product is annotated as R3H domain and coiled-coil containing 1. Lineage: Eukaryota; Metazoa; Chordata; Aves; Casuariiformes; Dromaiidae. Bases 291 to 2393 code for a protein of 700 amino acids. The transcript has 8 exons. Gene Ontology annotation, molecular function: nucleic acid binding. The record is from RefSeq and is a predicted model, not a curated record.
UGGAAGUUGGUGUGCCCUCUGUUGCAGAAGGAAGGAAUUUGGAGCAAGCAAGUGCUUCAGAAAUGCUAAGCACCUGUGAGUCUCAUUGGCUUCACCUGCAUGUGCCUCGCUGUCCUGGAAGGCAGGCCCAAAGCCUCAGAUUAGUCAUCCCAAAACUGAGGUUCUUAGCGUGGGAGGCUGCUUUCGACUGCUUUAACCACUUUGUGCCAGGGGUUCCCUAAAAAGAGGAAAAGAUGGCAGCACCUCCAAGGCUUAUGGAUGGAGGAAUCCACACAACUAGAGAUCACUAGAUGGACUCCCGCGGAAGCCGCCUCGCUGGGGCAGCCGUUCCGGGCCUCCCGCCCGCCGCCACCCUGGCGCUGCGCUGCCUGGACGGCGUUUUCCUCUCGCCCAACGAGGAUGACUUCGUGGGCCGGAUCGUGGAGGAGCUGGAGCAGUUCCUGCUGCGGGGCCAGCAGCACAGAGUGCUCCUGUUCCCCCCUCUGUCCAGUCGCCUCCGGUACCUGAUCCACAGGACGGUGGACAACGUGGAUUUGUUAAGCAGCUUUUCCGUGGGGGAAGGAUGGAAGAGGAGGACGGUUAUCUGUCACUCGGCCAUACGGCUGCCCGACGAGGCCGGCGACCAAAACCCCAGCGCCGCCACGCCGAGGCCGCAGCGGCCUCCCGCUCUGCGGGGCCGGGGAGGCCGAGCCCCCGGGCUGCGUUCCGGCGCGGAGGCGCCUGGGGACGCGUCUCGAGCCAGCAGAGGAUCCGGCAGGAUCAAAAGGCCGCCCCGGCGGAAGCCGGAUAAAGCCCUGUACGUCCCCAAGGCGAUGCGCAAGAGAGCGGAGUGGCGGGGGAGCCAGAGCCCGGUGGCCGCCGGCGCCGAGCCCAGCGGGGACGUGGCACAAGGAGACGAGAUCUGCCCUAAAGCUUCAGUCCGCGAUGCCCGAGGCGAACUGGGUAGGUCCGAAGGCAGCGCGGAGUCGGACGCGGCAGCCGGUGGCGUCUCUUUGGCCCUUGGCAAGGAACAAGACCUGGGAGAAGCUGGUGAAGAGUCUGUUUCAGGAAAAAAUGAUGAUAAAAACGAUGACUGUCCUGCCUGCUGUACGGACGUGCCAUUGCUGGAGAGCAGUAACGACGUCCCUGGGCAGGAAGGUCAGGACAGAGACUGCUCAGCUUCCCUCGCUUCUGUACACAGCGAAAACCUAAGCGAAGCAGAAGAGCAAGCUGAGAGCUGUGACAACGCUCUUACGUUGGAAGGUAGCAAAACCCCCUGCCAGCUGCAAGCUCAGGACCAAAACAGCUGGGAUGCCGGCGUGCUGGAAGGCAGCAGAAACGUCUCCCAGUCAGAAAGUCGCAGCAGUCACCACUGCACAGACGUCGCCGCAGCAGAGCCUAGUGCAACGUUGCUGGCCCUGGAAGCCCAAGAUAAGAGCUGUACUGAUGCCAAGACCCUGGGGAGUGGCGAAAACCUGCCACCGCUAGAGGAGCAGAGCAAGGACUUUGUGAACGCUGGCACGGUGGAGCCGAAUAAGAGCUUGUCAGAACUGGAAAGCCCGGAUCAAGAUUGCCCCCGUAUCGCCCAGGUGGAGCACGACCAACACCAAAGCUCCCCAGAAACCCGAGAUCAGCAUCUGACUGCGCCUGACCCUGUCUGUGGUGAGACCCCGUCGGCUCCUGACACCCCGAACCAGCGCGGGGUCGAUGUUUCUGUGCAGAGCCACGGCAGAAAGGUAUCCUUGCCGGAAGAGGGGGACAAGGAGUGUUCGGGCUUGGCUGAUGCGCUGUGGCACGAGCUGCAGUUGUCUGCGGGCGAUAAAGGUGAGGAGAACCCGGCCGGCCGUGAGCAGGAGAACAGCUUUGAGGAUGACUGUACCGCUGAGCUCUUGGAAGAGAUUGCAGCUUAUUUAACCGUGAAGGACAUAAGCAUUGAGAAGAUCAAGUUUGAUUAUUCCAGUUACGGAGAUGCGCAGCUCAGCGAAGGGGACUUUGGGCACGUAAUUGAAAUCUAUGACUUCUCCCCGUCGCUGAAGACGGAGCAGCUCUUAGAAACGUUCUCCGAGUUCCAUGAGAGUGGAUUCAAAAUUCAGUGGGUCGAUGAUACGCAUGCCUUGGGCAUCUUCUCCAGCCUGACAACAGCAUCUCAAGCCCUGGGGCAAAGUUACCCUUCUUUAAAGAUCCGACCAUUGAUCCAUGGGACAAGGCAGUCUAAAAUUAAGGCACUUCAGCGACCAAAGCUCCUUCAGCUUGCAAAAGAGAGACCCCAGACCGACACCGCGGUGGCGAGGAGGCUGGUGACCAGGGCUCUGGGACUGAAGCACAAAAAGCAGCGCGUCUCAGGCAGCGAAGUGCUCCCGCCAGAAAGCUUGGACCAGGAAGAGCCAGCCAUGCCCGCUAAAGGAGAUGUAUAGAUGAGCAUGGCUGUGAUAUUAAACUGCAUGCAGAACAGUGAGUUGCCACUGGGAUGUUCUCUUACGGGUUUAGUACUGGCAUUUUCUCUCUAAAGGUGGGAAGGGAAAAAGUUUAAUGAGAUGUGGAGCUAGAGAAGCAGGCCCUGCGAGUGUUGCAGAGCGUUGAUGAGCUCUGCGUUGUGCAGAGCACCUCUCCGCUGUUUCAAGGUGUUUAUUGCCCACUGAGGCACUCGCAGGAGCCAAGGCUGCUUACAAAAAAACCCCUGCUUUAAAAAGUUUAAAAAAUGCACUAGAAUAAGGGAAUUGUAUGUUGUUGGCCAAAGUUCAGCUGUAAGCAAGGACAGAGCAUUGUUUAAUGUUUACUUUGUUGUAAUGUUUUUGUUAAAAUUUCCCACAAAACUGACAAGCAUUGAAUGCAAGUGAGUUUUAGAGAUUUUUUUCUUAUUUACAUAGUAUUUAAAGAGCCUGACUUGGUGCACUGUUAGUAAGGAAAGUUGUCAUCCACUGAUUAGGAAAAGAAAACUAGAACUUGACAGUUGCUUGAUUUGCAUAGAGCCUGUGUUAAGAGAUGCUGUGAGACACCUUGUUGCAGCAGCAACAGAGCAUCCAGCACAUCUCCAACUCUGCUACACAAUCCUGCAUCUUGAGAACAAAAUGGAGUUUUCCAGCUUACAGUAGGCUAAAAACCUUUGCUAGAUGCCACCAUCUGGGCCACUGGAUAAGUCACAGAAAUACUCUGACAGGCAUUAGCAAAAGACUUCUGCAUUCUUUAAGCCUCACAACAUCCCUGUGAGGUAGGUUAUGGAGAGAAAAAGCUAGACACAGCCAGUUUCAAUACCCCUGUGGAGUUAAAUGGUCAGCUAUAAAUUAUUCAUUUAAUUUUACCUGCUUGUAGAAGUCUUCUGUACAAACACAGAGGGAGAAAACAACUUUAGUACCAGGAAAGUGAACAAGGCCCUCAACAUUCAUGGAGUGGAAAUACACAAAUGGCACGUAAAACGUUUUUCUGGGUAAAUGGAUCUUAUUCAAGUAUCUGUGUCUGAAAAUCUGUAGCAACGUGUGUCCUCAAACAAACAGAGGAGCACACUUAGCACCAUUACAAAUGUACCAAGUGUAAAAAUCCUUUUAAAGACAACUUACACAGGUGGUCUGACAGCAUGGGUCCAGAUCCCUGAUGAUGAAAGCCAUGAAGUUACCUCUGUAAGGUACAGUGAUUGAUACAAUGCCUUAACUCUGUUCAUCCUUUAAAGAAAAGACAGAGUGAAUAUCCAGCUUAAAAGGUAAUAUUUAGAUGUACGUAGAAUCUAUCAGGUGAAUAGCUUACUGUGUAAAGGAAAUUCACAGUCCAGUGGACUCAUCACCAGGAGAUCUGCUAAGUCUUCUCUAUGUUACAAUGCAGUUGUAUAGAUGUUACAAUGGAGUUGUAGCUUCGUGGAGCUGUGAUGCGCUUGUAGAAACCAGUUCUGCAUUAGCUGCUCCAUUUAAGAGGUUGUGCUGGGAGUGGAAUAUUGAAUACAAAAGUUUCACUGCAGUAUUAAAUUACGUUUUAGACUGUUCUGCUCAGAAAAAGCUGCUCCAAUUUUGUUCCUUUCCUGUAUUUCUUUGCUAAAAUGGAGUAAUCACAUGGCAGUACUGAGGAUUAGCUGUGUUCAAGAAGCAGCUUCACAAGUGGAGGCGUUUGCAUCAAUGGUGCGUUCAAGCCUGAGUCAAAGAGCUUAAAGAUACCAAGAAUAAUGCCUUGAAGAAAAUGAAUGGUAAAGACAUAUUUAGGUUGUUGGUACCCAAACAAAGCCAAACUGUGCUUGCUGCAGCCUGGACCUACAUACGUGAGUAAAGAUGGCGCUGCAAAGUGGAGGGAGGAAUCAUUACGGAGUAGGCUGAAAUGGUGAAGAUCUGGAGCCAAGUAGAAUUUAAAAGCCUGCCCCAAACUACCUCAGUAGCAGGGACCUGAGUUACAAGAGACACACGGUGGUCCGAGCACCUAAAAUUGGAGGGAAGGCAUCUUUUGAAAAUAAUUUACCUUGCUAAUUUGGAGUUUUGAUUGUUUGCUUGAUUUUCUUUUUUGUGCAGUGGUUAGGGAAAUCACCGAAGCAGGAAACCUUGCUUCUUUAAAUAGUGGGGAGGGAGGCGAUGCCGGUCUAUCGGGUGGACACCUUGUUAUUUGUGAGUCCGCUGAAGUGAUCGAACUUCUGUUCUGUUUCUUCACUGAACGAGCCACCUGGGGAGUGCAGAGAGAGAGAGCACGCUGUGAGCGAGGAGGCAGCAAAGCGAGCUUGCAGCACGCGGCAGGGAACACCUUGGCUGUUUCUGUCACCUGUGUAAGAGGCUGUGAAAAUGAAAGGCUCAAAGCAAGUAUUGGAAGAGUGAAGACUUGCGUGGGAUAAUUUAAGCAUUGGUUAAAUCUUGUCAUAACUGGAACAGCCGUGAGACCACAGGAGUACUGGGUAUAGUCGUUUAUGUAUUUGGGAGGAUAGACUACAGACUGUCCUUGAUUUCCCUGCUAACCUUUGUUGCUUAUAUAAGUUUUAAAGUUACGACUAGCAGAAUUUGUGAAAUGGUUUCCUCCUUGGGGCUGUGGUGGUAAGUGGAUUCUGUUUACUCUGUUCUUAACUAGGACCAUACCUUUACUUUUUGGUUAUUGAGAGACAAUAAAAGCUGAACACAA